AUGCAAGAGGCGAAGCACCCCACCACCACAAAGCUCCCGUCGCAGUCCCAAUCCUCAUCCUCAUCCCCAUCCCCUUCGGCUCCCGCCGCGAACCCUCUCCGAUACCAUCACGGCUACGGGCUCGGCGGCCAGGGCUUCGUCGCCUUCCCGUGCGCCGUCAAGCAGCAGGUCUUCGUGGAGGGCGUCCCCGUCCGAGAGCCGCCCCUACCGUUCUGCGGCGUCGGCGUCGGCUGGUUUCUGUGA
Miscanthus lutarioriparius is the source of this 243-nucleotide messenger RNA. The record is from the annotation of a GenBank genome assembly. Lineage: Eukaryota; Viridiplantae; Streptophyta; Magnoliopsida; Poales; Poaceae.